This is a messenger RNA of Aureobasidium pullulans EXF-150, 870 nucleotides long. RefSeq lists its product as uncharacterized. Lineage: Eukaryota; Fungi; Ascomycota; Dothideomycetes; Dothideales; Saccotheciaceae. Bases 1 to 870 code for a protein of 289 amino acids. The transcript has 2 exons. The record is from RefSeq and is a predicted model, not a curated record.
AUGAGUGCCGGAAAGUGCGAAGUCUGCCUCGAAGAGAAGCCCAAGCUCGUCAAUUGUGGCCGUUGUGGCAAUCGCAAAUACUGCGGUGCCGCCUGCCAGAGAAAGGACUGGUCUACCCACAAACAUCAAUGCCAGCCCAAGAAACAGCCCUCUUGGAUCCUGAAAAUCACUAUCCCCGACUCCAGAGACCCUCAAAUCUAUCGCACCUUGGUCUGCCCCGACGGCGCCACCUUCGAGCAGCUGCACUACGCCAUCCAGAUUGCUUUUGGCUGGGCAGCCAGUCACAGCUAUGACUUUGUAGCUCGUGACCCUACCGCCGAAGAGCGUCCCGUCGAGGACAUCAUGGCUUUGAUCCAACGUCGUAUGGCUCAAGACAAAGGCGAGCAGAGAGAUUUCGGCCCUCGCCAGAACUUCAUCAGAAUCGUCAAUCCCAACGACAAUAAGAUGAUUGACUCAAUGCAUUCUUACGACCGCAAGCACUCCCAGACCCCCGAAAAGAAGGCAGACAAGGUCUACGUCGGCGAACAAUUCAACAAGAAGGAAUGGAAGAACGCUGAGUGGGAGUACAUGUAUGACUUUGGUGACAAUUGGGGUCACGAAAUCGAGAUCAUUGGACGCGGUAAAGUUGACGAUACUUUCCGCUGCACUGAAGGAAAUGGUCACGGUAUUGCCGAGGAUGCUGGAAGCAUGCCUGGCUGGGAGGAACUCAAGAACGCUUACAGGGCUGUGAACCCGACUGAUGAGCAAAAGGAGAAAAUGCAUUGGUUUGAGAAUCAGGCCAGUAACUUUGACCCUGAGGGCUUGAAGGGUAGGGAAAGCUAUGUUGACUUGAGUGUCAUUAAUGCUCUUCUUGAUAGCAACAUUGAGUAG